Messenger RNA from Sus scrofa (pig), 623 nucleotides. Lineage: Eukaryota; Metazoa; Chordata; Mammalia; Artiodactyla; Suidae. The record is from RefSeq and is a predicted model, not a curated record.
CCUGCACACUCUCACAGCUCUGGUCCUCAACUGGGAGUAUCUAUGUCGGGUAAAAAAAAUCCCUCUCCAGUGCAAGCUCCAAGACAAGCCCAGCAGCCUUGGACUGUUCUGAACAGAAGGAACUUGAUAAAGAAAGUGAGACAUGUAGAAGAGUGUGUCCAGAUGCCAAUGGAACGAGGGCCUGACCUCUACCGGCUCUCAGCCCACGACUUCCCUUCCUCCCUCUCAAUACCUGGGCAUGACCCUGCUUUUUGUACUGGGCUGUGUCUUCUUCCCGUUGACUUUCGCGCUCCUCUGCUGGGGUCUGCAGAACCACUCCAACCUGCGGAUGGAGAGGCCAGAGGCUGUUUUGGUGGCAUCCAACCGCUGCCGCCGCUGCCGUGGCUCAGAGCUGCAUGGGGAGACGCCGCUGCAGGUCCCGGUCCUCGGUGUCUGCCUCCGGGGCCCUCUGGACCGGGCGGCGGCGGCGGCGGCGGCGGCGGCGGCGGCAGCGGGAACUGUGGCGGCAGCGAGAGGCGGGAGAGCAGUGCUGACCGCUGACCACUGGCCCCGCCGCUCCUCUGUCUCCCUUCCCUCCCGCCCUCCCUUUCAGAGCGGGCACCACAGUCCCACCCCCCACCCCG